This is a messenger RNA of Erigeron canadensis, 717 nucleotides long. RefSeq lists its product as uncharacterized. The record is from RefSeq and is a predicted model, not a curated record. Bases 1 to 717 code for a protein of 238 amino acids. Lineage: Eukaryota; Viridiplantae; Streptophyta; Magnoliopsida; Asterales; Asteraceae. The transcript has a single exon.
AUGAUUGCUUGGAUUAUGGAAUGUGUCUCGACUGUCUCUUUUUCUUUGUGCAUUAAUGGUUCUCUUCAUGGUUUUUUUAGUGGUAAAAGAGGGCUGAGACAAAGUGAUCCAUUAUCGCCUUAUUUGUUCACUUUGGUUAUGGAAAUUCUCACUUUAAUGCUACAACGUGCAGUUAGGAAUUCUGAAGUGUUCAGGUUUUACCACCAGUGUGAGGAGGAGCAUAUUAUUAAUUUAUUCUUUGCUGAUGAUUUAUUCAUUUUUGUACAUGGUGAUGUAGCUUCAACACAGGUCAUUCAGACUACUUUUGAGGAAUUUAAGCAUGCUUUUGGGUUGGCACCUAGUCUCCCUAAAAGCAAUGCUUUCUUUUGCAAUGUGUUGAAUCAUGUGAAGAUUGGGAUUUUGAACGUCAUGCCUUUUGUGGGGGGAAAUUUACCGGUAAAAUAUCUUGGCGUCCCUUUGGUUUCGACAAGGUUGAUAUAUCAGGACUGUAAAGAGCUUGUUGACCGAAUUGAAAGAAGGGUAAGUGACUGGAAAAACAAGUUUCUUUCAUUUGCAGGUCGUUUACAACUUACUCAAUCGGUAUUAUCCUCCAUGCAUGUUUAUUGGUCUACUGUUUUCAUAUUACCUGCUCGUGUCAUCCAUGACAUUGAACAAAUUAUGAGGAACUUCCUAUGGUCCCAAGGAGAGUACAAAAGAGGAAAAUCCAAGGUAGCUUGA